AUGGAGCACAACCGGGCGCCUGCGUUGAACUUGAAUUUCGCGACUUUUUGCGAAGAGUUGAAAUUACCGAGCUUUGAAGACUUUCGAGUCCAUUGGCAUGCGAAGAUGCUCGCCGCAAAAAGAUAUUUUGCCGUCCUGGACAACGAACUUAGUCUUUCGCUGCAUCUCGACACGGAUCUGUACGCAAGUAUGCUGGAAUCCAGCAUCAGGCAGGACUUCAGUAGCGAGCGCCCUCGUGUUGUUGAAAAUGGUGGGAGUUUUAUUCUCAGUUGGAUCGAUGUGGUCAGGGAGACGACCGAUGAGUCCUUCAAGGACGAAGGAAAUGGCUUGUUCUCCUGCUACCUUCGCGGGUGUAAGGUCCAAAUGCCAGCCAAGGACCGCGAUCGAAUCAAGCAGUAUUACUCGAUUCCGAUUGCGCGAAAUCUGCCACAGCCCCAAGACAUUCGGAUCGAAAGAGACACUAUUUCCGAUGUGCGCAAGCUUCUUGCCCAGUGCAAACAAGACCGCGAAGCAGCGGCCAAAUUCGAGGAUAAACUGGAUGAUUGUUUGAGCAAGCGUGACUUCCAGCUUCGCGAAUAUCAAGAAAACUCUUUAAGAUUGGCUCAGCUCGAGUCGUCUCCCCGCAAGCUCUCUUCGAAACUCGGAACAGAACUCAUGAGUGGGCUGUCUACGCAUGAGUCGCCUGAAAACGGGGGAAGCCGAGCCGUAUCGUCGCAAACACAGCCUAAACAUUCCAGUACAUUCUCCGCAUCGACACCGGUGCCGCAGUGGUCUCGGGGUGCGCUGUCGCCGACAGUGAAUUCCAAUGGAGUCAGUGAGCAAGGCCCUACCACCCAUGGCAUCGCAGCUUCUGGAGGGACCGGAACGGAAUUACCCAUUUCGGCCUCAAUACCUGCCAGGUCUGCCCUUACCCCAAUUGCGCCUUCCAAACAGGCUAUGCCAUCCCAUACGCAGCAGACCCCACGCUACCAAUCCGCCACUAGUUCUCCAGACAUACCCAUCUCCGGAACUAAGCAUCGCAUCCCCUUUUCAGAAGAGGAAAGACUUCAUAGUAUUCGAUUUAUCUCUUUUCUGAUCGACAAAAAGGUGCCAUGGAGCCGGAUUCCAUCCGUUUACGCAGAAAGAUUUCGCGUUCAUCGGACCCAGGCAUCUUUGACCAUGAGAUAUUACAGCGCAACGAAGGAGGAGCGCGUACCGAACGGAUAUCUGGCACUGGAUCUGCGUCUGAAUCCGCGCCUCAGGAAGCUGGUUGAAGAACUGGAGAAUUGA
Penicillium argentinense is the source of this 1269-nucleotide messenger RNA. RefSeq lists its product as uncharacterized. The record is from RefSeq and is a predicted model, not a curated record. Lineage: Eukaryota; Fungi; Ascomycota; Eurotiomycetes; Eurotiales; Aspergillaceae. The coding region runs from base 1 to 1269 and encodes 422 amino acids. The transcript is spliced from 2 exons.